Molecule: messenger RNA, 2997 nt
Organism: Effrenium voratum
Lineage: Eukaryota; Dinophyceae; Suessiales; Symbiodiniaceae
Source: the annotation of a GenBank genome assembly
AUGCAUGAGACCAUCCUGGCGAACUGCUCCGCAGAACGCCGCAUGGGGAGCACUGUGCCUCUUCGGAGGCUGGUGGAGGCGGAGCUGGGCAAGAUUGACGCAGCAGCUGGGCGCUCCCAAGCUGGAAAGCUGUCAUCAGUAGAGAGGAACGCUGUCACCUUCCUGUGCUUGACCACUGAGCCUGUGAGGCGAAAGCUUCAUUGCAUAUGGGGCGACGAGAAGGUCGCGCACAGCGCGAUUCCGACAGAGUACCUUGAUAUCAAAGGCCCUGCGCGAUUCCUCCUUGAGACGACUGUCCCUGAAGAGAAAGCGGAGUGGAGAGAGCGCACAGCACCAUCUGAGGAGAGAAUCCUGCUGUGGUUGGACCGCAUGGCUGAGGCGUUCAGCUGGCGCCUGCGAGAAGCGUACGAGAAGGCGGAGCGGCCUGCCAUGGACUCGGUCGCCCACAAAUUCCGGGAUGGUGAGCCAGAGGUCGUCUACCGGACAGCUUGCAUGUUCCUGGAGAGCAAUCCUGACCAGGUGGCUCUGAUGAGCCAGGAGCGCCAGCAAGAGAUGCUGCAAGAAUUCUUGCGCGGCAAGAUUCACAGCAUGGUCGCGUCCGCAAAGGCCAUGGACCCAACAUACAGGCCAAGGACCCACCUGAGGUUCCUGCGGGAGGCGCUGAGCAUGUCGGAGGGCGAUCAGCAGGCACUGCAGGCAGAGGAGGCUCAAGCAGAGGCAAGCCGAAACAGCCAGAAGGCCAUGCUGCUGGAGCUGGUCCGUGUGCGCUUGGACGGGGCCCGCACUGAGUUUGCCCAGCGUGUGAGCCAGAUUGCGGACCACGAUGAGCAGAAUGCAGUGAAGCGCAUGGAGUCGAAGGAGGCCGCCCACGAGGCUCUCAGCCACAUGCUGGAGGCUCACCUCCAGCAGUUGUACACUGCCGGCGCCAUGACCCGCUCGGAGAAGGAUGCUGCCACAGUGGAGCUCAAGAAGGCCAAGGUGGCCACGAUUCACCGCCCCUCUUGGCGCAGAUUCAUGGAAGCUGCUGGCCGCACAGCUGCCGAGAUGCCACUGCCGGAGGGUGUUCCUGCAGCUGACCCCCACACCAUGCUCCGUGUGAAUGUGAUCGACUGCUGCGCCAUGGGCCCGACCCACACACAGCUCUACGCAGAAAUGGUGGAAGAUGCAGCAAAGGAAGCUGCCACUUUUCCAGCUACUUUUCUCGGCAUCUGCAAACUGCCGAACGUCGCCAGCAGGAGCAGCAAGAGCUCGGACCCGGAGCAGGCAGUCGAGGAAGCCCAGAGCUCAGUCUUAGAAAAGCUGAAGGAGGGGUCCAACCAUUUCCGCGUCCAAGUUGUCCAAAUCCACAAGAGCCCUAAGCGCAAGUACUGGCAUCCGCUUGCCAUUUUCGUGUCUGACGAGAGGGACGCGGAGGGCAAGCCGGUGUCUCUCUUCACACGGAGGCCCCGUUCGGAGUACAAGCACUGGACCGCCGAUUGCAGCAGUGUAGCCAACGUCAUGUCCAGCGCCGGGGAUAACGAAGUGACUGAUCUCCGGCAGCAUCAUAGCGGUGUCGGGCUGAAUUCGCAGCUUCUUCGAGCCUGCCUGAGCGGAUUCUCCACCAAGCUGACGGCACACGUCCGAGACUGGACCCCGGCGGAUGACUGCCUGAGCCGAGCAUGCAUGGCUCUCAACGCUGAGAAGCCCAGAGAGCUGCCUCGGCUUGCCUACACAGCGACUGCAUGGGAGCACUUCUUACAAGUUGGGGCUGGCAAGAGGUUGAUCGAAAAUUUGAACGUUGCCAUGACAGCGAACCUGCGGAGGAUGGUGAUCAACAAAGACUACGAGUUGCCAGGCCUGCGAGCUGAGGACUAUCAGGCACUCUUGGGGGAAGCUGACUCAGGGAAUCCAGCGGCAGCAGAUAGCACGCUGCCAAUGCCCCGCAAGAUCUAUGUGUGCAUUCCUCGCAAGAGCUCGCGGCAGUGGGAACUUCCCAUCCUCGAGAAGGAAAUUGCCAAGUGGAAGGCUGACAUGCCAGCCUUGGUGGCGGACAUCGACAGCCUUGUGUCGCAGCACAACCAGGCGGCAAACCCGUCCGGCACGGCCUACGCGCUCGCUGAGGAGAAGGAAGGCGACCAUCAGCCUGAGCCUGACUUACCCCUGGACCGCUCCAAGCUGCUGGAGGACUUGCCGCAGCAGCCGAAGACUGUAGCAGAGAUGCCAGGGCAGGUUUUCGAGGUGAAGGCCACCAAGACGCUGACUCUCAUUUCCAACUCGUGCCACGACCUCUUCGUGACCGCCAGUGAGGACCUCAUGCUUGACCCGAACACUACCAUGUUCACGGUGCGGGGGAAGUGGCUCUUCCGCGAGAAGGCAGACCAGGCACUCCAAGAAGCAGGGCAAGCUUUCUCAGCCAAGCUGACGCCUGACAGCACGGUGCUCUCGGAGGACUCGGCAAGAAAAGCCUCGCCAGUGCUGGCUGACAUGCCGACCACAUGCAUGCCACUGCAGAAGUAUGUCCAGGAACUGGCACGUCGCAACUUCGUCCAUCCAAAGCUCAUGGGGCACACAAUCGGUCGGAAAGAUGGCAGCACACAGUAUGAGGUCACACCAGCUGGCUCCAAUGCGUUCGAAGCUGUGCCGCCAAAGGGCCGGCUGCCGAAGCCGACUGUGCAGAAUUUUUCCACCUUCGCAGCCUUGCCAAUUCUGCUGGCAGCGGACCGUGUGGAGUUGGUGCCCCGCGUGAGCUUCAAUCCUGACAACAACACAAUCGAACUGGGCUUCCCAGGAGUUCACGUGACGCGGCCAGUUGCCUUGCUUGCCGGAUCGCUGUGCUGCCUGGCCCUCAACCCCAACCGCAACGCGAAGCCAGCCAAGGAGGACGAGUCUGGAGCGGAGAGUGAGGGGGACGACGGUGGGCCGGAGAAGCGUGUCAAGAAGCGCCGCAGGCGCACUCCCAAGCAGAUGGCGCUGACACCCAAGCGGGCUCGCAAGGCGAAGGCCCCCAAAGCAACUUGA